This is a messenger RNA of Syngnathoides biaculeatus (alligator pipefish), 7286 nucleotides long. RefSeq names its product lysine (K)-specific demethylase 6B, a (gene kdm6ba). NCBI's taxonomy places the organism in Eukaryota, Metazoa, Chordata, Actinopteri, Syngnathiformes, Syngnathidae. Gene Ontology annotation, molecular function: RNA polymerase II cis-regulatory region sequence-specific DNA binding; chromatin DNA binding; histone H3K27me2/H3K27me3 demethylase activity. The record is from RefSeq and is a predicted model, not a curated record. Gene Ontology annotation, cellular component: MLL3/4 complex. Gene Ontology annotation, biological process: heart development; regulation of gene expression.
AAAAUAAAACUGCGCAAUUUCUUUUGGCCGAGGGCCUGCGUGGUCCCUCCUGUGUGGAAAUGUUCGGGAGCGGAUUGGAUCGCAGGUUCCGUCAAUCCCGUUGGAUUCGGCUCCUCUCUGAGCAGCAGAUGACGCUUCGCAUCAAGAGGAGCCGAAGCGAGCUGCGGAUCAUGCCUUGCCCAUGGGCCGACACACGUUAGGGGGACGUGCGGAGCGCCACUUGCGAGCCGGGACGAGCUGCGCAAUCUUUGCGCGGCCGUGGAAAAGGUGCGCAAAUCCAGCAGCGAGUCGAAAUUUUGCCGGAGCUCUCUGUCCCCCCCCCCCCCCAAAAAAAAAAAACCACCACCACCAGCCGCGCUCUGGCCUUUGGUGACCACGCGCGUGUGCUCGGAUCCGCGCCGCAGCCCUCGAUGCCGCGCCGGGACCAGUUGACAUGUCGCAAUCGACGAUGACACGAGUCGCCGCGCACGAUCGUGGCCACGCAGCACAGUGGGCCGAAGGAAGAGCGUUUGAAUGUCGUUCCUCGGGAAUGGAUGCCGUCGCUGACUCCACCCCUCCGCGCGCACCGCUGCAGCGGCAUUUCGCGCUCACGCCGCACGGGGGCGCCACAGCGCCGCAGGACACCGGAGGGGGACUGCACGAUGGCGGCCUGGUGAACCGGACGGACUGCAAUCCCCAUGAUCCCGUGCGCCCGAGAGAGAUGACCGGCGGCUGAAGCUGAGAGGAACAACGCGACCGUCGAUCAAAAACAUCCGUGCCGCUCUGCCAGGCUGAAUGCAUCACGCGGUCGAGCAGUUUGGUGGGCGUGGGACACGGGAUUCCUUCUCUCUGGAUGGACUCAGCCGGGGACCCUGGGCUCCCGUGGGUGGCCGCGCCUGGCAGCCGCCUGGCAGGUGUCUGCCGGGCAUGAACCAACAGCAGCUCCUUCCCCAUCUACCUCCUGGUCCGAUUCACGGACUCAACCAAGCCAAUAAAUUCUUUAAGAAUGGGCCCACGCGAGGUGGGGAGAAGCUGGAUCUCCCGCAGCCGGUGGUGGCGGGUCUGCCAAGGGAGCAGCUGAGACCCCUCCCUCAUCAUGCCCUUCAUCAUCUUCAUCCCCUUCCCCCUCCUCACCGGGCAUGGGAGCAGCUGGGCCAGCUAUACGAAUCCCACCAUCCUCCCCAAGGACACCCAGGCGCCACCCUCCCCGAGCACCCUCUCCGCCUCCAUCACGGCGGCUACCCGGGCAGCGGCGGAGCCCCCCCUAGUCCGCAUCCGUCCGCCAGCCGGCCGAUGCAACCUCUGAAGUUUGGGGGUCCUCAGGAGCACCACGCCCCCCGGGGGCCGCCACCGCUGGGAGACGACACGUGGGCCCAGGCGCAUCAGCAGAGGGGACACGCCGGCAAGAUGCCCGGUGGUCAGCUGAAGAGACCGCGGCCCCCCCUCGGCGAGCACUCCGUCAUCCAGCACGCUCCCGCGCCAUCCGUACACCCGUCGGCACGCUCGCCCGCGGAGGACUGGCCCGGCCUUAGCAAGAGGAAAAAGACCACCGAUCAGGUCUCGCAUCCCGGACAGCAGCGCUUCCCCGGACCGGGCCAGACUUUGCCAUCCCAGCCCCACCACGUCAAAGCGGCCUUCUGGAACCCCCUCCAUAAGGACGACAGCGCGUGGCAGCCUCAGAGUUGCGAUCGCAAGAACCCGCCACCGACGGAGUUCCAAAUCCCAAUUGAACCUCAUCAACAAGCACUAGGCAGCUACCCCCAAAAUACGCCUCCGGCGUCAAGCACCCCUUCGGCCGCACCGCCUCCUCCGAGUUACAACCAGGCAUAUCCACCCCCUCUGCAAAGAGACUGCUUCCAACUUCAGGGUGUGAACCAGCACCCCCCCCACUCUUCCUAUCGCAGCCCCACUUCCAAACUGGGGCCAGCUCCUCCCUGCCAGGCCGUGGAGCCCCACAGCCGCAGGGGCCCCGUCACCGGGGAGAGAGAUCAGCAUCUGCACACCUGGUCUUCACCAGCAAAACCCCCAGCCGGCGGCGGCGGUGUGCCUUACAGCCACUUUCAGCCUCACCCAGGACUGGGGCAGUGCGGCCCCUCUGCACCUCCUGCCGCCGCCGCCGCCUCAGUACCUCAGCAGAGCGGGCCCUAUGAUGCGUGGCGGUACCAGAGUCGGCCCGGGAGCCACCUCCUGGAUUCAGACAUCAUCAGACCUCCGGGACUGUUACCUCAUCACCAGCAGAGCCACAAUCAGGGUCCGGACAGCCAGCGUCGACCUCACGUCGCCCUGCACCCCCCCAGCUCAACCCGCACCCCUGUAAUCACCCCUAAUCAUUCCUCCUGUGCGAUCGGCGGCUAUGGCAACGGCGGCGGCUUGAAGGCCGGUUGCCAGGUGAGGGGCACCAACGGGAACCAGCAGCCAACGCCCCAAAGCUCCAACGGAUGUUCGGUUGGCCCUCAGACGAACGCCGGCCAGCCUCACCGCGAAGUACGAGGAAGACCUCCAGAUCGUGGGCAUUCAGAAGUCCCCGAGGGGAAGACCUCCUUUUAUUCUCAGGCUCAACUAGCCCAGGCCCCCGCGGGCCCUUCCUCGUCAUCUUUGUUCUCCUCAGGGCUCCCCGAGGCAGGGGACGGCGUCGUUGCGAACAGAGUCUCAAAGCCUGCGCCCGCUUCUCCUCCUGUCUACUUGCAAUCUUCCGGGCAUCAGCACGUGUCCUCCCAGGCGCACUCCCGCCUGCGGGUUGUCCCGGGCCCGGCUUUGGACUCGCAGUCCAUUGUGGAGGCUCUGGACAAGCUAGACGCAGAGCUGGAGGGUCACAUGCAAGCCGAGGAGAAGAGGAGGAGGGACAGACGGGAGGAAGAGCAGCGGAGGAAGCGAGAGUUGGAGAUGAAGCAACAGGGUGAGGAGGAGAGGAAGAGGAGAGAGCAGGAAAAGAGAGAUGAGAGGAAGAAGAGGGAGGCAGAGAAACGGGAGGAGGAGGAACGUCGGCGGCGGAGAGAGUGGGAGCUGCAGGAGCAAGAGAGGAAGAGGAGGGAAGAGGAGGAGAGGAGGAAGAGGGAGUGGGAGAAGCACGAGCGAGAAUGCAAACGAAGAGAGCGGGAAAGGCAAGAGGCAGAGAAAAAGAGGAGAGAAGCGCAGGAGCGGGAAAAGAAGGAAGAGGAGUCAAAGAGGAGGGAGGAGGAACUGAUGUGUAAAAAGGCUCCAGAGCAAACUGCCGUGGGAAGUAUGGAAAGGCUUCUGUGUUGCAACGGCCCCCCAGCUGCACAGCCCUGCCCGGCAACCUCGCCCCCCUACCCGUGGCUGAGCCGCGGCGGCGCAUCUUGCCAGGCGCUCGUCCUCAACGCCUCCCUGGAAAGGCUGCGACCGCCUCCGCUCACGCCGCAGACGGACUUCGCCCGCGAGAAGCAGCGGCAGCGGGAGAUGUGCGGCGACCCCUCUCGGACGCGCAAUACCUCAGGAAUAAACCGGGAGCGGCCCCACCCCCCGCAGGCCAAACUUUCCAAAGAGCCGGUCGCCUCUCUGCCUUUGCUCCGAGAGCCCCCCAAGCUCUAUCAGGCGUUUCCCAGAGAGAGCCCCCCGGCGGCCCCUCCGUCUGCGCCUCCCCCGCGUUCAGACACUUCCCCAUUCGAGGAGGAGCCCUCGGAGCUGUCCACCUUGCUCCCUGACGGGCUGGCCAACAUCAUGGCUAUGCUGGAUGAAUCCAUUAAGAAGGAGGAGGAGAUGUACAGCGAGGGUCUCCUCGAUAACUUUGCGCUUAGCGUCCCGCCCCCCGAGAAUUACCGUUGUGCCCCAGACCUCCUCCCGGCACUCAAACGUCAGCCGAACCAGGAAGAUUUCGGAGCCAACGCUCACGCAAGCCCACCUGUGCUCAGCCGCCAAGGCUCGCUCGCGUCCCCAUGCAGCCGGACGUCUUCGCUACGAGGAGGUGGAGCAGGAGCAGGAGGAAGAGGAGGAGGAGAAGAAGAAGAAGAAGAAGAAGAAGAAGAGCCAGACCAACUGAAAAGUUUGCCCCAAAAGACUGGAGCGGGAGCGGGCAACAGCACCUACCGCCACAGCGACUUGGCCAAACUUUACGGCCUUCCCGAGCAGUCGAGAAGCGAGACGGAGGAGGAGGAGGAAGAGGAGGAGGAGGAGGAGGAGGAGGCCCCGUCGUGUUCUCCGCCACCUCAGAGGCCCCACCUCCACCAAACGGGAGUCAACAGCAUGUUCAAGUCUCUGGCCACAGUCCUGGAGAGCCAGAAAUACGCGUACCGAGGCGGACCUUUCGGGAGGCCGCCGCCGUCGGCUCUGCUCGGCGUCAAAUUUUCCUCGUCUCUCUCGCUGGGUCCCGAUAUUUGUCGCCAACAGCGCGGCGGAUCACCCGCGUCCGAUUCCACCGACGCCCCUUUCAGUCCGACGGUCCCUCCUCCAAAGUCCUCCCCGCCCCGCCCGCUCGAAGCCCAGACGGUCAGGUUGGAGCCCGCGGAUGAAAUCACGGCAGUGAGGAGAAACGUCCCGAAGGAGCUCCUGCCCGCUAUAACGCUUUAUCAGGCCCUUGAGGAGGAGCGGGGUUUGAACACCGUCCCAGAGUCGUCGCUGACGGAGCCGGAUGACAGCUGUCAGGUCGCGACGGACAAAGGCAAAGCCGAGGACAGACACAAGCCGGAGAAAGCCAGGGAGCGCCGCGAGAAGGAGCGACACCAGGACAGGGACAGGGACAGGGAGAAGGAGAAGAAGAGGAAACACGCCCACGGCCGCAAGCAGGAAGAUGCAAAAGACAAGCGGAAGCACCGAGACAAGAAGGAAGAGACGGCCUCCUUCUCCUCCUCCUCCUCCUCUUCGUCGUCCUCGCACUCGGGCAGCAGCCGCAAGCGGCACAAAGAGGGCAAGCGCCACAAGGACAAGGACCGGCGAAUCCUGUGCGACCUCAACCUCCAGAGCAAGGAGGGAAAGAGCCGCAGUCAUCACGACUGGGAGAAAAAGAAGCGCAAGGACGCCUCCGCUGACGGCGAGCGCGCCGAGUGGAGGUCGAAGAAAGGCGGCGUGUCGGGCUCGUCGCUCGGUUCCGCCGACUUGCUGAAGGCGCUGUCGGACGGGCCCCCGAAGGAGCUGAAGAUCCGACUGAUCAAAGUGGAGAGCGGCGACCGAGAGACCUUCAUCGCCUCGGAGGUGGAGGACAAGAGGAUUCCCCUGGGGGAGCUCAGCAUCAAGAACACGGCCACGGAAAUAAUCCGAUCUUGCAAGGGGGCCAGAGUCAAAGGGAAGUUCAGGGAAUCUUUCUUGCUGCCGGCCUUCUCUGUUAAGCCCAUCUUGAUGUCGGAGGAGCAAAUUCCAAGAGACAAGCUCAACCCCCCCACGCCCAGCAUCUACCUGGAGAGCAAAAGGGACGCCUUCUCUCCUGUGCUGUUGCAGUUCUGCACGGACCCAAAGAACCCCGUCACGGUCAUCCGAGGCCUGGCUGGAUCUCUACGGAUCAACUUGGGCCUCUUUUCUACCAAGUCUCUGGUGGAGGCCAACGCGGAGCAGGCCGUGGAGGUGCGGACUCAGGUGCAGCAGCCGGCGGACGAGAACUGGGACCCCAGCGGGACGGGACAGACGUGGCCCUGCGAGAGCAGCCGCUCCCACACCACCAUCGCCAAGUAUGCCCAGUACCAAGCGUCCAGCUUCCAGGAGAGUCUGCAGGAGGAGAAAGGAAGUGACGAGGAGGCGGACGAAGAAAACGACGACGACGAAGAAGAAGAGGAUGACGAGAAGCCGUCCGGCAACUCUGAAAACCCGAGCAAGGACAACAGUGUGAAAGAAAGCAGCAGCAGCGGUGAGCAGAAGCCAGUGGGAAAGAUCAUCAAAUUUGGCACCAACAUUGACCUGUCGGACCCCAAGAGGUGGAAACCUCAACUGCAAGAGCUCCAGAAACUGCCUGCCUUCAUGCGUGUGGCGUCCAGUGGCAACAUGCUGAGCCACGUGGGGCACACCAUCCUGGGCAUGAACACCGUCCAGCUCUACAUGAAGGUCCCGGGGAGCCGAACGCCAGGCCACCAGGAGAACAACAACUUCUGCUCGGUAAACAUCAACAUUGGCCCCGGAGACUGCGAGUGGUUCUCUGUGCACGAGAACUACUGGCAGGCCAUCAACGACUUCUGUGAGAAGCACGGAGUGGAUUACCUGACGGGCUCCUGGUGGCCCGUGUUGGAGGACCUGUACAACGCCAACAUCCCGGUGUACCGUUUCAUCCAGAGGCCGGGGGACUUGGUGUGGAUCAACGCCGGGACCGUGCACUGGGUUCAAGCCGUGGGCUGGUGCAACAACAUCGCCUGGAACGUGGGACCCCUGAACGCUUACCAGUACCAGCUGGCCCUGGAGAGGUUCGAGUGGAACGAAGUGAAGAAGGUCAAGUCGAUCGUACCCAUGAUUCACGUGUCGUGGAACGUGGCCCGUACGCUGAAGAUCACCGACACGGACACCUACAAGAUGAUCAGACAUUGCCUGCUGCAGUCCAUGAAGCGCAUCCAGAUCCUGCGGGACCAGCUGGUCGCCCAAGGCAAGAAGAUCUCCUACCAGGGCCGGGUCAAGGACGAGCCCGCCUACUACUGCAACGAGUGCGACGUGGAGGUGUUCAAUCUGCUGUUUGUGACCAGCGAGAGCAGCAGCAGGAAGACGUACGUGGUGCACUGCGAAGACUGCGCCGGCGGGCGAACCCCCGGCCUCAACAACGUGGUGGUGCUGGAGCAAUACUCCAUGGAGGAGCUCACCGCCACGUACGAUUCCUUUAGCCUGGCUUCGCCGUCCUCCGGCUCCUCCUCCUCCCCCUCGUCCUCCUCCCCCUCGUCCCGGUGACGGGACUCCUUUCCCACGUCGUCAGCCGCAACCAAAACUCCUGCGAGCCAGGACAAAAAAAAAAAAAAAAAAACAAACAAACCCACACAAAAAAACCACUUUCAAUGUUGAUUCUUGGAGGUAAUGGAAUGGAUUUGUUUACCGACUCGUACUGUUUACAGAUCAAGACAAAGCCUUUUCGGAACCCGACCCGCUUUUCUCUUGUCGUCUUGAAUACCGAGUACAUUUGUACAUGCUGUUUGGUUUUGAAAUCAAAAUAAUUUAUUGCUUUCUUAAAGUAGAUUUGCCUAGAUAUAUAUACCACAUUGGCCUUGUCACUUGUAUUUAGAAAAGAGAACACGGGGGUUGGGGGGGGGGUGCCGAAUAAUAGAGCCUCCUCCCCCCCCCCUCCCCCCAAAAAAGCAUUAAGAAUUUCCAAGUGUACAAUUGUUUGGAACGCUUCAAGGCAUACGGAUACGGGUUUUCACAUGUCGGUGCUUGUUUUUUUUCAGGGGGGC